AAAGUGGGACAGCUCUUGGAGCCAAGCCUUCUGUUUGUGUGGGUGUCCCCAGCACGCGCACGCAGGAAGUUCCUUUCCUGUCGAGAACGCGAGAUGACGUAAGCUGCUUGCCGCGCAGUGAUGAUGGCGGUUCGUGAACGCGCAGUAAAAGUAAUGGCUGCUCUGGAUCGGCGGGUUCCUAGCCUCGAUGAUUUCGUGGGUCAAAGCUGGACUGCCUGGGCCGAUUGGGCGGGCAUGACGCCGGCGGAUGGGCCUGAUGUGGAUGACUGCAAUAAGAAUGGCAAAAAGGCUGCAGAGGCAAUGUCACUCAGUAAAGAGGACAUGUCCAUCUUUGGCCUCUACCCUGGCCAUGACGACUUCUACCUGGUGGUUUGCAGCCAUUGCGGGCAGGUCGUGAAGCCACAGGCCUUUGAAAAGCACUGCGAGCGGAGACACGGGCCUGUGGCCAAGCUGUACGCCCGCUUACGCUCUCCCACCCCGGCACCGCAACCCCAACAGAGAAGCCAUCACGGCCCCUCUCCUCCUCAUGGGACCAACGCUGCUUCGUGGGAGGGUCGAAACCAGGGAGUCGGGCAGCUCCGGGCGGCUCCACCUUCACCCGUCACACCACCACAGUACAGAUACUCGAAGACUUCCAAGGACGGAGUGCGACACUCCCCACUGGAGAAGUCCCACAGCAGUCACUUUGACUCUUCGGUAUUCAAGCAGCCACCACCUCUCGAGCCUCCCAUGAGCUCCCCACCUCCGUCUCUCAGAGAUCCCCCUUGGCCACACGGAGCUACUCCGCCUGGUAGAUCUUCACCCAGUGACAGGCACCCCACAGUGAGAAAGGAUUCCACUCAAACCUCCGCUGCCACACGCCACCGCAUCCCCAGACCCUACAACAAAGUGGCUUCCAAGAGGAAGUGCGACUUGGACAAACACUGCGGCGUCCUUGACCCCGACAGGAAGAAAGUGUGCACCCGCCUCCUGACAUGCAAUAUUCACUCCAUCCACCAGAGGAGGAAGGUGGUGGGCCGCAGCAAGAACUUUGACCAGCUAGUGGCAGAACUCAAGACCAGGGUUCGAGAAAAAGGGAGCCCAGCCCUGGAGGGAGGCUCCUCGACGGGACAGUCCCUCAGCCCAGAGGCCCCCAGGGAGCAAGCUGGUACUCCACACUGCAGGAGACCUUUGGUCACCCUCCCUGCCUUCAGUUGGCCUACGGCUGUGGUAGAGAGUGCCCCAGAGGAGGAGAGCCAGCGGUCGGAUGAGGGUAAUCCCAGAGUCCCCUCGCCUCUGGUCCACGGACGAAUCUCGAGCGAUGAAAGCGAGGCCGAAGGAAACGACGAGCGAGCUGAGUUUCCAUCUUCGGCUGCGCAUCCCAGACCAGCGGCGGUGUGCUCGUUCGGAAGCCGUGUGUUGGGUCAGGGCAUCUACACGUUUGACAGGAGACUACACCACCUGAGGUCUGCCUUCAGCAGCAUGCUGGAACAGCACAUCAGCGCCCAUCUUUGGAAGAAAAUACCUCAAGCUGCAGACCUUCAGUCUCCUCCUCCAGCCAAGACCAUCACAUCCGUGUCUCCCACCAUCAUGUCCUCCUCUUCAUCACAUUCUAAGGUUCGCACAGGAAGUCAUAUUAGCUCCUCCCUCAAAACGGCGUCAUCCUCAUCAUCUUCCAGUCGAGGGCCGGGGAGGCCCCCGACAUCCACGCAGUUGGAGAACUACGGGAGCAAUAGCAGCAGCAGCAUCGCCGGUAGUCACGGCGCGCCUGCGGCGACGCGCUACCCCAGUCCCGGGCGACCCAAGAAUCCAGUCGGACGUCCCAGCAAGCAAAUGCUGAAGCUGCGAGAGCAAGUCGCUACAGCCGCUGUUCUCCGCAAGCGCAAAGUCCCGUCCCAGGAAGGAGAGCACUCGGGUCCCGACAGGAACUGCAUCGUCCUCCAGGACAGGGGCCGCCCGCCUUCCAACACGUCGUCUUUAUCUUCCAAAGCGCACGCGCAGACCAAUGGCACGCUCUCCCCCAGCAGCAAACCCCACCCCCAGCCUUCCCCCACAGACGCCCAGUCGCCGAGCACAAAGGCUAUUUGGACUUACAGACGGACACACCCUCCUCUGGGGGACCCUUCUCCCACCGCCAAUUCCCACAGCCGUGCUUGCGUGGGAGACUCAGGGCUGCACGGGCAGGGCAGCGGGAGGGUCUUUGAGCACCAGAUGGGAACGGUGAAGAAACGCAAAGCUGGUCGUACGGAGGAUAACGCUCCCUCCUCUAAGCCUUCAGCCCACUGCCUGACUUCCUCCUCUUCUUCCAGCUCUGCCACUUCGUCUCCACGCUCAAACUUCUACCCCUGGAAAGACAAUAAAAGCGGGACGCUUUCUGGGGGUGUGGAGAAGAAACUGGGCACACAGAAGGUAGGUUUGGACGAGGGGAAAUGGGUGUACUGAGCAGUUCCAGUCCACACUUGGCCCCUGCAAAGGCGACUAGGAGUAACCCUUGAAGCUCUUUUGAGAACGGAGUGGUUUCUGUUGUGUUUCUGCUUGUAUGGCUGCGUUAGUGAGGGCGGCCUCUGCCUGUGCAGCUACCUCGCAGCUCGUCACCUGUGUUCACUGGUGUAGCUGAUGAGACUGCCUCUGCACAGCUGAAAGGAUGCUGCCAGUCAGACAGUUUGUACCGUGCAACCAGCUCAGUGCCUCACAGUGCAUGUAGAGGAAUCAUGUUUCUGCAUAGACGCAGCAGUGUACUGCUGACGUGUUGCAGGUGCAGCUGCUGCCCUCUGGGUAAUUACAAAGUGCCAUAGAUAAGUCAGGUCAUACUCCUCAGAGUCUCUGUUGUCAGCGACGUAGUCUUGGACUAGACUAACACAGGUCUGCUGCAAGGUAUUAAAAAUGACUAUUACUCAACCGAGAGCUGUUUCCAUGACGAUCAGUGACGCCCAGCAGCGGUGGACAGAAAUUCCCGCCACGCUCCGAGGAGCGGUCUUAAACUGGCUCUGUGUGAAACAUGGAUCUUUGUUUAUUAUGAAGUGAAUGCAAAGAGCAGCUGUCUAAACAAAAGUAAUAAUUUGACUAAUUUUCUUCUGUCCUACAGCCAAAACUGCACCAUUAAGUGUGCCUGCCUUACAAGCCACGAUGAGGGAGCCAGCUCUGCUCAGUCCAGGACUGAGCCAACAGGACUGUGUGUGUCUGUGUGUGCCUUCUGUCUGUGGAGCGAACGCUCGGGUGUGGAUGUGACCGCUUGUUUGUAUGUGCAGUGUCGAUGUAGUGUGGAUCGCAGCUGGGUGUGUAGGUCUGGGUGAGUGAAGGAGGGUGGGAGGAAGUUCAGAGCGUAUGGAUUUAGAAAUACCUCACGACCAUCUGGUUAUGCUGCUAAAUGAAAUGUUGGUUUAUAAAAAUUGAUUAAAAAUGUCAUUUUCA
Messenger RNA from Pundamilia nyererei, 3390 nucleotides. It is a transcript of the gene atxn7l2a, whose product is annotated as ataxin 7-like 2a. The transcript is spliced from 9 exons. The record is from RefSeq and is a predicted model, not a curated record. NCBI's taxonomy places the organism in Eukaryota, Metazoa, Chordata, Actinopteri, Cichliformes, Cichlidae. The coding region runs from base 121 to 2421 and encodes 766 amino acids.